Leptopilina heterotoma is the source of this 4222-nucleotide messenger RNA. RefSeq names its product bone morphogenetic protein receptor type-2 (gene wit). The record is from RefSeq and is a predicted model, not a curated record. The transcript has 13 exons. Gene Ontology annotation, biological process: cellular response to growth factor stimulus; BMP signaling pathway; protein phosphorylation. Lineage: Eukaryota; Metazoa; Arthropoda; Insecta; Hymenoptera; Figitidae. Gene Ontology annotation, cellular component: plasma membrane; signaling receptor complex. Gene Ontology annotation, molecular function: transforming growth factor beta receptor activity; ATP binding. Bases 638 to 3448 code for a protein of 936 amino acids.
GUUAACAAUAAAUCAGCAGUAAUCCUAUAGCUGAAUAUUUGUAUUAUUAUUAGAAACAAAGUUUUCAAUAUUUCUAAAGUAAAUAGAUAAAAAUUCUCUUUUAAAAAAAGUGAAAAAUAAUUAAAUUCAAUACAUUUACAAAGAAAAAAGUUUUAUUUGUGGAAAAAAUUGUUUGUGCUAUUAAAUGAAUCACAAGUGCGGUGUGUGACAGUAUAUUUCAUGUUAACGCAUUACUUCAAUUUUUUGUCUUGGUUACGCUUUUCACUUUUAACGCCGGCUUUAAAAAGUUGAAUUUUUUACUUACUUUAAGCAUAUGGUAUUUUUUAAUUAUUUUAAUGCAUCAAAUUGUAGAUAAUUAAAUUGGAAGUUUCAGUUAAAGUAUAAAAUAAUACUUAGAUUCAAAAAGUUACACUUUUAAAAUGGAAUUUAAUUGGAAAAAUUAAACCUAAAGAUAUGAGAUAUUGACAGAAAAAUUUGAUGUGAUAUAAAAUCUCUUUGUGCACUUUGGAACUUUCUUGUUAAAGAUGAAUAUGGAUCACUUCUGUUUGAAAAGCAAGGCUCUAUGGUGAGAAAUGUCAGUCAAUAAAAAAGAAGGUCUUGUUUGAAGUGGCUGGCUUUAAGAGUCUCAAGUGUUACAAUGAGAGCUAUUGUUUUGAUGCUAUUAGUGACAUUACUGGUCCAAUGUGUUAUUACAAAUAGAAUAUGUGUCAGUCGACAGAAAAACACGGAAAAUUUUUUAAAACAAAAUUAUGAAAAUGCAUUGGAAAAUGAUUUAAAUAACAAAGAUGAUGCUGGCUAUCAAAGAUCCAAUGACAUAAAAUUUGAAAAAUGUGAAAAUUAUUGUUAUACUUUAUGGAAAGAAAAUAAGACUGGGAAUGGUACUGAAAUAACGAUUAUUAUGCAAGGUUGCUGGAAACAAUCUGGAUAUCAAGAGUGUGGAACAAAAGAAUGCGUGGCUUUUGAGCAAUCAACAAAAGCAUUGAAUAAUACAAAAUUUUGCUGUUGUCAAGAGGACUAUUGCAAUAUCAACAUAACAGAUCAUGAUCAAAAUAAAAUUAUUCAACCUAUUUCUACAACAACAGAUUAUUCAGAGUUGACAAACUCAAAAAAAUGGAUAUUAGUUAUCGUAACUAUUUUAUCUUGUACUUUGAUUAUAAUAUGCUCUAUAAGUGUUAUAAUUUGUAAAGCAUACCAAAGGAAAAGAUCACUAAGAUUUAGGAAUUCCUUACCUUACUGUGAUCAAUACUCUGAAAGUUCUGCUUUUAGUACUGGUACAUAUACAUUUGACAAUCUAAAGCUAGCAACAAUCGUUGGUCAAGGUCGAUAUGGUUCAGUGUGGAAAGGUAGCAUUGGAGAUCAAGAUGUUGCUGUGAAGAUUUUUCCAGCACACUACAGACAUUAUUUUCAAAAUGAAAAGGACACCUAUUGCCUUCCUUUCAUGGAACAUUCUUCGCUAUUAAAAUACUAUGGUGCUGACGAAAGAAUUAAUUUAGAAGGAAAUCUAGAAUACUUUUUAGUUUUAAGUUUUUCAUCUGGUGGAACUUUGGUGGAUUUUUUGCGGUCACAUACUGUAGAUUGGUUAAUGUUUUGUAAAAUGAGUCUCUCAAUUGUUAAAGGUCUUGCUUAUUUACAUACAGAUCAUCACAAAAAUGGUAAAAUAAAACCUUGCAUAGCGCACAGAGAUAUGAAUUCAAGAAAUAUUUUGAUUAAAGUCGAUGGUACUUGUUGCAUUUGUGACCUUGGAUUAGCCGUUCAAAUCUCUGGUUCAAAAUAUUUUGUAAAUGGAGAAGAGCAACAUGCUGAGACAAAGUCCAUUAAUGAUGUAGGGACGCUUAGAUACAUGGCUCCGGAAGUAUUAGAAGGAGCUGUAAAUUUAAGAGACUGCGAAAGCUCUCUAAAACAAAUAGACAUCUAUGCAGUUGGAUUGGUAUUGUGGGAAAUAGUAUCUCGUUGCUCCGAUAUUUAUGUAUCUGGCUCAGAAAUACCAUCGUAUAAACUUCCCUUUGAAAAAGAAAUUGGCCUGCAUCCAACAUUUGAGCAAAUGCAAAUUCUUGUUUCUCGAAAUAAAGCCAGACCCUUGUUAGAAGGCAAUUUGGUAGAUAAGUCAGGAGUUCGUUUGAUAAAAGAAACAAUGGAGGAUUGUUGGGACGCAGAUGCAGAAGCUCGCCUCACUGCUUUAUGUAUUGAAGAACGAUUAACAGAGCUGCAAUCACAUCGAGUGACAGUGUACUUCACUGAUGGAAGCCCAAUGAUGAAUUCUCACUGCGGACUUGUGCCUUCAACUACAAAUAGUCUUUAUAAUGAAACUCAUCAUCCUAAUACUGCACAAUCAACGCACAACGCAUUUCAAGAUGAAAAUGUUGAUGUCAACUUGGUUGCAUUGUCACCGAUCGACAAUAUCACUUACGAACAUUGUAAAAAUUCAAACGAAAUGGUAUUGUCUUCACAAACACAAACUCUUCAACCAUAUCAGGGUAGAAAUCCCUGCAUGGAGCGCAAUCUCAUGGUCCAAUCGAAUUCAAUGGAACAACUCGCCUGCAAUGGUAACAUUCUGAUAGACAAAUCAUCGAAGCAUUCAAGCAGCGAUCAAUACAGAUUUACUGCCGAGACUCAAGUUCUCAUACCACACGAUUAUCUAGCCCAAAAUACAGCUCAAGUGAUUCAAAUGAGACCAGCAACUCCAAUUCCUUACGUUCAAAAUGUCAUUUCUGAAAAUGGAGCACCGUCCUACAAUAAAUUGAAGCAAACCAACGUUUACGAAUCCUGCAUUCAAGAAAGUCCUCGUAAAAAAGGAUUCGGUGGUUGGUCCACUUUUAAGAACCUCCUUUCCAACAGCAAAUUAUAUUCUCACAGCAAAUGUCAAAUAGAUCGCGAAGACUCAAAGUCAAAUUUACUCAUGAAACAGAAAGUGCAAUCGAAAGUUGAAACGAAUGUUACAAUUUCUUCAAGGGGGAAAUACGUCAACGAAAUAAGCUCACCUUCCGCCAGCUUCCUCGAUAAAAAUGACAAAAAUACAAUCCAAAUGGCAGGAAAUGAAAAAUGCAGCAAUGAUAACGCACCCUGUACAAGACCAUCGACAUUGCCACUUGUUCCUCUCAGGAAUAAAAAGAGUGAGAACAACUUAACAAAGCAAAACAGUAUAAAUAAAUUUAACCAAGUAUUUAACGUUGGUUCAAGUGUUAAUAUUUUGAAGGAUCCGAAUAUGCGGAUAAAAACACCCGGCGAUUUACCGCCAUCUGUUAGAAAGGUACGAGGACGGUCCUCACAAACAACGGCAAGAUUCUCCCUCUAUGACGAUCGUAUAAUGUGCAACAUUCUCAACGAAGAAGACAACCAAAGUGAUAAGACAAUGUCAAAUUCAGUACCAUAUGGUAUGGACUGCGACUUGGACUGCGACAGUAAGACUAUACCACCAAAACUUCACGCUAAAGAUAUUACUUGUUUUUAAAUUAGUUAUGUACCUAUUUACAAAAGUAAAAAAUAAGUUAGGUCAUUUUCAAGUUUUUUCAGGGAUCACAGUGGAUUUUUUUUGUUUAAAUCGAGAAAACAAUAUAUAUUAUGAUGCGAUGUGUUAAGUUUACUUUUUAAAAAGUUUAUUUUUUUCUCUUUCACACAGAUUGUAUGUUUUCAUUUGAAUUUAAAUUUAUUUUUAAUUUAUAUCAAUUUUCCAAAGUCUAUUUUAUAUUUUUUUCGAAUUAUGUACAAUGUUUUUAUGUGAUUUAUUACUGCGGAUAUUUUAAUAAUUAUACAUAAUUAUAGUGUUUUAAUAUACCAUUUAGAUUUAUACAUAUAUAUAGGGACCUACUAUACAUAAUAUGAAACUUUAAAGAUUCUAUGUAGGUAUUUGACUGACAAUAUUAAUUUUUUUAUAAAAUUUAUUAUUUAAGUGACACGAUCUGAAGAAAGGGACAAACAAAAAUUAGUGCUUAUUAAAUACUUUAAUUGUACUGAAGACUUAAAUAUCAGUGAUUUAUAUUGACAGUUGAUCCUUUUUUAGUAUUUUCCGUAUUUUCAUUUUAAAAAUUGUAAACAUAACCUAUAAUUUUUUGCUUCUAAGGUCCCUUUCUUCAGAUCGCGUCACAAAUGUUAAAAAUAUAAAUAGUUAACAAGUAAUUUUUUAUUUUACACCUAAUUGUGAUAAAAUAAUAGUCAUUAAUCGAAAGAAUAUGUAAGGGGAAUGAAAUUCAUGAUUUUAGGCAUUUUAGAUGUUUUUUUUUUUAAA